Messenger RNA from Oryctolagus cuniculus (rabbit), 1008 nucleotides. Lineage: Eukaryota; Metazoa; Chordata; Mammalia; Lagomorpha; Leporidae. The record is from RefSeq and is a predicted model, not a curated record.
GGCCGCCCAGCUGAGCCAUGUGGACCCGCACUCUCACCCUGCUCUCCGUCCUCCUGCUGGCUGCUCAGGGGCUCCUGACAGAGGCCCAAAGUGGAGAACAGGAUGAAGUGAAUUUGGAGGCAGAGCAGGAUGGGUGGGUUCCUCUGGAGAAGCCCGUGAUAGUGUCCACAAGCCCGCCAACCCAGGUCAUUGUCACUGGCAGCUUUGUCAGCAGAGACCAGGCCAAAUGCAAUGUGACCGUGACCAGGCAGGAGAAAGGAGUCCAUCUCCAGGUUGAUUGUGUUCGACUGGACCAUGAGUUCUCCUGUGUCUUUGGAGGUGACCCUAGUGAGUGCCUACUCUAUUUGAGCAGUGACAAGGUCUACUGGAGACAAAUUGGCUGGCACCUGCGCCGCUUGAACCACAUCUGUGAGGACUCCAAGGCCAUCCUGGAGACCAGGGUGUGUGGUACCAAGUAUCCAGAAUCCAGUCUCACGCUGCUGAGCUCCACUCUGGCUUCCAAGACGUCUGUGCAGGGAGCCCACCCCCACGGUGUCAGUCAAGGGGAAGCAGCCAUCCCAGACAGAGCCAUCCAAAGGCAAAUAGCACGUCUUCUCCUAAGAGGCAACCAAGAGUAACAGGCCCACCAUCACCAGUCAAGUUAAAACAACACAACCACUCCCACAGAGCAGGUCAAGAUUGAAACAACCAGACAACACACAGCUGGAUCGGGAGACCACCAUACUCAGACAAAAGGGCCGUCAGUGACCACCACCAGCCAAGCCCAGACACAAGCCUCCAGCACCACUAAACUCACCUUUGUGAGUACAACAGUCAUCAAAUCCAAGACUGCAUCCCAGAAGACAAGUCAGCACGAGGGCCAGCAGGAACAGCAGCACCAGACACAGCCAGCCCAGCAGGAGGACGAGCACUGGUCCCAGCAGAAGUUCCAGUAGAUGACCCGGGAGUGACGGGCCUCCCGCAGCUUGUGCUGCAGCGUCGCCCUCGGCCCCAGUCUUCCUCCUGGGG